This is a messenger RNA of Thunnus maccoyii (southern bluefin tuna), 2513 nucleotides long. It is a transcript of the gene b3gnt7l, whose product is annotated as UDP-GlcNAc:betaGal beta-1,3-N-acetylglucosaminyltransferase 7, like. Gene Ontology annotation, cellular component: membrane. The record is from RefSeq and is a predicted model, not a curated record. NCBI's taxonomy places the organism in Eukaryota, Metazoa, Chordata, Actinopteri, Scombriformes, Scombridae. The transcript has a single exon. The coding region runs from base 445 to 1680 and encodes 411 amino acids. Gene Ontology annotation, molecular function: hexosyltransferase activity.
GUGUGUGUGUGUGUGUGUGUGUGUGUGUGUGUGUCUGUGUCUGUGUCAGAGAGAGAAAUGGGAAACCGGCCGGUCCUGGAUCAGUGUGGAUGGUGAGAGGGAGGGGACAUUGGGGACAGGAGGGGGUUUCAGGGUGUGAGCCAAACGUAGCCUGCAGCAGGUCAGUCUGUGUAGAGGGAGGGCAGAGAAGAAGCUCGGGGCCAUGCUGCGCAUCACUCAUUAUUGUCCUGCACCAAGAGACGACCUGUGACUCCACUAAGCGCCGUCAUGGCCAAAAAGGGCCCCGGGGCCACUUCAGUGUCAGCGCUGUCACGUAGCCGAGGACGCAGCCUCGGAUGUCUAAACGAGGAGGGACGGCGGUGGUGGACUCGACUCAGGCGCACAGUUGUGAAACACUAUGAAGGCGAAAGCAUCUGAGGGUCUCUGUGCGCCACAGUGAGAACCAUGGAUCACUUUUCCCGGAGAAAGCGGGUCGGUCUGCUGAAACCGCUGCUGAGUCUGUCUCUUGUCUUUGCGUCUUUUCUGAUGAUCCACAAGCUGAAAGUGGCGGAGAAGGAUGGAGUGGGAGUUAAACAUAUGAGGGAUGCUGACUGGUGCGGAUCCGACUGUUUUUCAUUAAAGAAGGGGGCUGUGAAAACUAGUUUGGGGAGCUCAAACUCUCCGGCACUCAGCAGCGAUUUGGAUGCGCAACGGGUCUCUAACGGGACUCCGGCAUCCUGGGACGCGCAGGUUCUCAACUGCAGCGAGGACGCGACGGUGAGGACCAAGGACUGGUUCCGGCGAUUGGACCCGAGAUUUCACCAGUUUGUCCUGCAUAGACACUGCAGGUAUUUCCCGAUGCUCAUUAACCACCCAGAAAAGUGCACGGACGGAGAGGUGCACCUCCUGAUGGUGGUCAAGUCCGUCAUCGAGCAGCACGACCGGCGGGAGGCUGUGCGUAAAACCUGGGGCAAGGAGCACACCGUGGAUGGGAAGAAAAUCAGAACUUUAUUUCUCUUGGGAAGUCCGACGACUGGUAAAGACACCAAGAACCUCCAGAAGCUGAUCGAGUACGAGGACCAGAUAUACGGGGACAUCCUGCAGUGGGACUUCAUGGACACCUUCUUCAACCUGACCCUCAAAGAGGUCAACUUUCUCAAAUGGUUCGACGUCUACUGUUCCGGGGUGCAGUUCAUAUUCAAAGGAGAUGAUGAUGUGUUUGUGAACACGCACAACCUGCUGGACCUCAUCGGCUUCAAAGUGGAGGAUCGCAAAGAGGCCGACUUGUUUGUUGGGGACACCAUCUCCAAGGCGAUCCCGAUCCGAAACAGGCAGAGUAAAUACUACAUUCCCAAAGAGCUUUAUGAUAAGCCAUACCCCCCUUAUGCCGGGGGUGGGGGGUUUCUCAUGUCCUCCCAGCUGGCCAGGAGGCUCUUCGUGGUCUCAGAAGGCCUGGAGUUGUACCCCAUUGACGAUGUGUUUUUGGGGAUGUGUCUGCAGAAGCUCCACCUGACCCCUGAGAUGCACCCGGGCUUCAGGACCUUCGGCAUCACCAGGCGCAGGGUGAGCCCUAUGAACAGUGAGCCCUGCUUUUAUAAAAACCUCAUCGUGGUGCACAAACUGAGCGCGCAGGAGCUUCUCCGGAUGUGGAGCGUGGUGCACAAUGAGGACCUGGUUUGUGCGCAAAGGACCUCGAUAUGACUGUCAAUUUAAACAUGUUCAAACAUGUAAAUCAAUUCACCAAAGCUGAACUGAUAGAUGGAAAACACAGAAGAUUACUCGUGUUUUUAAAUGGUCAUACUUGAUGAUUUUUACACUUUUUCACUGAAUCUGCUCAGUCGUGUAGUUUGGGGGGUGGGGGGUUAUUGCACCAGGCAAAAAACAUCAUAAAAAUAUACUUUUCCAUCAAAACAGUGUUCUGGUUGGACUUCCUCUUACUACUGUACUGUAUGUUCUUCUACUUUGAUGUUCCAACCACUAAGACACAACUCCGCAGUGUGUCAACACCAAAGAAAUGUCUCUAGGUUUCUGAUUCUUGGGGCUAUUUCAGUCUCAUCUCUCCGGUGUCUUAAGAUACAAAUUUGAUUUAAAAGAAGGUAUUCAGUUGUGCUGGUUUAAGUGCGUGUUUGUGCAGGCAUGAAUAAGAUUUGACGUGUUACUGUACAUCCAAGUGUUCUACUGAAACUGCUGAUUUUAUCGUAAUUUCUCUGAUUUCAGGAUUUCUGUCACAGUCCACUACACUCGCAGUACGUAGUGGACUCACUGCACUCGACACACAACAAACUGGUGCAUUUAUAGCCGGGUGAUUAUUGUGUAGGGUGCUGAAAUUAUAACAAUCAAAUGAUUUGAGGUUGUUGGGUUUUUUUUAAAAGUUAAUAUAUUGUUUUAUCUCAGUUUUUAUUUUCAAAGUGUUUAUUCAUUUGUGUAUGAUUUUCAGAAACAGUCCAAAAACCAAAGAAGCUGAAGGGCUGUACAGUCAUACUGUAGAUUGAUGUAUGAUAGUGUAAAUAAAACCGGAGCUCUCUGUCAACAUA